AACAAACAAUUCUCCAAACAACACCUCCUACAACAGUGUCCUGCGCCCUAUCUACUCCUGCUCUUCCUGCUCCUCCUCUUCUACUGCAACUUGAUCCUCUCCUGAUCUGACCCAUCCGCACAAACACCAUGGCUGUGGCUGCGACUGUGCCGCGCAAUUUCAAGCUUCUCGAGGAGCUCGAGAAGGGAGAGAAGGGCCUGAGUAACGGCACUUGCUCGUAUGGCUUGGAAGACCAGGAGGACAUCUCGCUGACCAACUGGCGAGGCACGAUCAUGGGACCUCCUCACGGGCACUUCGAGAACCGAAUUUACGAGCUCAAGAUCGUCUGCGGUCCCGAAUAUCCCAAGCAACCCCCGGUCAUUCACUUCAUCACCCAGAUCAACCUCCCGGGUGUUGACCAACAUUCCGGUCUCGUCGACAAGAACACUAUCGGUGGCGAGUUGCGAGACUGGGAGAAGAACGCCAAUGACACAGGACCAAGAGCGCAGCAGAGGGUCAGUAUCGAGGCCGCUCUGAGCGCCAUAAGACACCACAUGGAGCAGUACAAGAAGCUCCCUCAACCUCCCGAGGGCACUAAGUACGCCGAGUAGGGUAUGGCGCCAUGGCCAUGCGACUUCGUAGAGGGAAGUUGGCGAAUUCCGAGUGACUGGUCUGGACUGCAAGACGAUACAGACAAUAUCGAAUGGAUGAGACGAGACAGGACAAGAUAUUUCUAGACACAGAAAAUGAAGCAUCUGACAACAGGGGCGUCUUGUCGUGAAGGGCAAGCGAAUGGGGGAGCCUAUGAUUUUCUUUCGAGACGCUGCAUUUUCAAGGGGUUCAAGGCUGGUUCGGACUACAUGGAGUAGAGUUGGCCUCAUCAUUCGUCAUAUGAAAUACAUUACGAUCUGAAGGCAAG
This is a messenger RNA of Cryphonectria parasitica EP155, 898 nucleotides long. RefSeq names its product UBC-like protein. Gene Ontology annotation, cellular component: nucleus. The record is from RefSeq and is a predicted model, not a curated record. Gene Ontology annotation, biological process: protein K63-linked ubiquitination; DNA damage tolerance. The transcript is spliced from 4 exons. Bases 129 to 590 code for a protein of 153 amino acids. NCBI's taxonomy places the organism in Eukaryota, Fungi, Ascomycota, Sordariomycetes, Diaporthales, Cryphonectriaceae.